CGAUUUUCUUUUCUGUUUACCGAUCUUCAGCUCACAUGUCCGAUAACGUAGCGCACGCACUCUCUGGAGCCGGUGGUGGCGUCAUUGCAAUGGCCGUAACCUAUCCGCUGCUGGCUAUUAGUUCUCGUCUUCAAGUGCAAAAAGACAAUACGGAAGGUCAAGCGUACAAGAAUACCAUCGAUGCUUUCAUCAAGGUAGUGAAAGCCGAGGGCCUGACAGGAUUGUAUUCGGGAUUGGGCUCUGGCAUGUUUGCCAUGGCGGUAAAUAACGGCGUCUAUUACUACUGUUACGAAGCUUUCAAGGCUGUGCUUGAAAAGGCCAAGAAGAAGCCGGCUCCUAUGACCAUCCCCGAAGCCAUGGCAGCGGGAGCGGUGGCUGGCAUCACCGUGGCCAUUGUCACUCAUCCCAUUUGGACGGUCAAUACACGAAUGACGGUCGCCCGAUCAUUAAAGGACAAGACCAUGUCGGCCGAAGCCGACAAGAGUGCUUUGGCUGUGGCGUUAAGCAUUCUGAAAAAGGAAGGACUAUCAGGAUGGUACUCGGGUCUUCAAGCGGCCCUGGCUUUGGUGCUGAAUCCAAUUAUACAAUUCACGCUAUUUGAACAAAUCAAAAAGAAGCUCCUCAUCCAACGAAAACUCACCAGCGUCGACUUUUUCGUCCUGGGCGCUUUGACAAAAAUGUUUUCCACCGCCAUCACAUACCCUUACCUCGUGAUCCGAUCUCGUAUGCAAGUCCGAACACAGAAAGAUGAACAAUAUACCUCGCUUUCGGAUGCGUUCCGCAAGAUCAUUGCCGCUGAAGGCGUCAAGGGUUUGUACAAGGGAAUCUCCAGCAAGCUUGUGCAGAGCGCCCUCACGGCGGCUUUCCUCUUCAUGGCAAAAGAGGCGCUCUUUGGCUGGACCGUGAAAGCAUUGGUCGCCACCGGAGCUCGACGACCGGCUAAACACUAAGUUAGAGGCACCCAGAAUCCGAUGUGCCUAUAAAACGACAUACGGCUGGCUUGUUCUUCCCCAUAGACCCUUUAUUCAUAAUAUGAAUAGCAAUAAAGCUUAUAGAAUAUGUAUUAUCGACUUUGACGUAUUUAUCUCUUCUCAUCCGCCUCUACCAUCGACUCAUCGUAAAGAGUAUAUGAUACAAUGUUUGUUUUUUAUUGUCUGACAGCC
This is a messenger RNA of Radiomyces spectabilis, 1163 nucleotides long. Its product is annotated as mitochondrial carrier domain-containing protein. Gene Ontology annotation, molecular function: ADP transmembrane transporter activity; ATP transmembrane transporter activity; AMP transmembrane transporter activity. The transcript has 7 exons. The coding region runs from base 36 to 950 and encodes 304 amino acids. Gene Ontology annotation, cellular component: peroxisomal membrane. NCBI's taxonomy places the organism in Eukaryota, Fungi, Mucoromycota, Mucoromycetes, Mucorales, Radiomycetaceae. The record is from RefSeq and is a predicted model, not a curated record.